AUGGGAAUUAGAAACCAAACCAGUGUCUCUGACUUCCUGCUCCUGGGCUUCUCUGAACACCCAGAGCAGCAGCCCCUCCUGUUCGGGCUCUUCCUGGGCAUGUACCUGGUCACCCUGGUGGGGAACCUGCUCAUCAUCCUGGCCAUAGCUUCUGACCAGCACCUCCACACCCCCAUGUACUUCUUCCUGGCCAACCUAUCCUUCAUCGACACCUGCUUCUCCUGCUCCAUUGUCCCCAAGGUGCUGAUCAACAUCCAGACCCAGCACCACACCAUCUCCCACGCUGGGUGCCUCAUGCAGAUGUACUUCUUCAUGGCAUUGGCCCUGCUGGAUGACUUCCUGCUGGCUGUGAUGGCAUAUGACCGCUAUGUGGCCAUCUGUCUUCCUCUACACUAUACCACAAUCAUGUGUCCCCAACGCUGCCUGGGGCUGGUCGCUAUAUCCUGGCUCUGCUCCCACCUGCUGGCCUUCUCACUCACUCUCCUGAUGUCUCAGUUCUCUUUCUGUGCCUCCCAUUCCAUCCCACACUUCUUCUGUGAUCUUCUCCCACUCCUCAAACUGGCCUGUUCAGACACCCAUAUCUUUCAGAUCAUGAUGUUCACUGAAGCAGCCCUUGCGGGUGUGGUCCCUCUCACAUGUGUCCUGGUCUCUUAUGCCCACAUCAUCCACACUAUCUUCAGGGUGCCCACUGCUGGGGGGAAACACAGAGUCUUCUCUACCUGUGGCUCUCACCUUUCAGUGGUCACUCUCUUCUAUGGGACAGUCUUUCUAGUGUAUUUCCAGCCCUCGUCCUCCUACUCAGCAGACACUGGAAAGGUGGCGUCUGUGGUAUACACAAUGGUGACUCCCAUGCUGAACCCCUUUAUCUAUAGCCUGAGGAACAGGGACAUGAAGGGGGCAUUGUGGAGACUCUUGAGCUGGGGAAGAUGUUCCACCCCAUAA
Eptesicus fuscus (big brown bat) is the source of this 942-nucleotide messenger RNA. RefSeq names its product olfactory receptor 1G1-like. NCBI's taxonomy places the organism in Eukaryota, Metazoa, Chordata, Mammalia, Chiroptera, Vespertilionidae. The record is from RefSeq and is a predicted model, not a curated record. Gene Ontology annotation, biological process: G protein-coupled receptor signaling pathway. Gene Ontology annotation, molecular function: olfactory receptor activity; G protein-coupled receptor activity. The transcript has a single exon. The coding region runs from base 1 to 942 and encodes 313 amino acids. Gene Ontology annotation, cellular component: membrane.